Molecule: messenger RNA, 3339 nt
Organism: Trichomycterus rosablanca
Lineage: Eukaryota; Metazoa; Chordata; Actinopteri; Siluriformes; Trichomycteridae
Exons: 3
Coding region: 517-3138 (873 amino acids)
Source: RefSeq, a predicted model, not a curated record
CAAAAACAUCUAGCUUAGUAGUGUAGACUUGCUGACUAUGACUAGUUUUCGAUAAUAACGUUAAGCUCCUCAGUCUGCAAGCUAGGAGAGCAGGUAAAAUAUUAAAAAUAUUAAAUAAUAUCGGAACAAAUGUAUACAAUGCUGUAACAUACAAUAUACUAUACCAAAUAUAUCGUGAACAUAAUGUUAAAUCCGUGCUUACCCCGAAGUGCACUUUUCAGACGGCUUCUGUUGAACACUGCUGCUUUUUCCCAAAAUGUAUCAGGCGCCAAAUCUCUUCGAUUUAUAUAUCUGACGUCAUUUUGAUGUGACGGUGAGCGGAGAGCAGGUCAUAGAGCAGAGGCGUGAGCAGCAUGUGCAAAUAUUUUCUCAUAUACAAAAUUGUACGACAUAAGUUGUUGUAAAAAAGUCUUGAAGGGAAUUCAUAUUUCUGGUUAGCAAAUAGGAGGCACAGGUGUAACCAAGCCCACAGACAAGCACCAAAACGAGCCUUACUAAAGACUACUGGAGUGAAUCAUGGCAGUGUGGCGGUGUAUGAUCUGUUUCGUUUUUGUUGCGUUAAGUAUAAAAUCGCUCCUCAGCCACAUAAAUGUCACGCAUAGCCGUAGUCAAGAUUUUUGGGUUCUGUGUGGAAUUGAUGGUUGUGAACAAGAUUUUAGAGUUUACAACUCAUUUUAUCGCCAUCUUAAACGAACACACCCUUUGUAUUUGGCGACCGGAUGCCCACCAAUGGCAUGGGGGACAACACCUACUUCAGCUGCACUUGGGUCAGAGAACUUUGGUGCAUCUAUUUUUUCUGAAGCCGCUACUCCUGCAAGAACGUACUUUGUGGAGGAACAGUCACACGGCAGUCAAAUUGAAACUUGUAUGGAAACUCCUCCUGAUUCCCAUUCUUGUAUUCAGGAAAAUAAUGGAGCUGGAACAUCUGUAACCGAACCGGAUAUUGGCAAGUCUGCGGCAGCUUUUGCAAUCAGUGUCCGGGAAGAAUGCCAUCUGUCACAGAGGACCGUCAACAGAGUCAUUGGAGGGGUGCAACAGUACCAAGCAACUCUCUUGGAUACAUUAAGGAUAAGAAUGAGAAGCGUUUUUGACAGACAUCCAGAGACAACCACUCAGCUUCAAAAUGAGGUUCUGAAUACUUUUGAUACUUUCGAAGAUCCUUUCUCAACCACAGCAUAUGGACAGAAUAGGACUAUUUGUGAACUCUUCAGUCCAGUCUGCCCAGAGGAAGUAGUUGUCUCUCAGAAGAUUUGUUUGGUUAAGCAAGGUAGUUCAAAGGUUAUGGCCAUAAGAAACAAAAGUUUUUACUAUGUACCACUAAUUGAAAGUCUAAAGCAGCUACUGACCAAUUCCAGAAUUUUCUCCAUGUUGAACACUGUACCACAGAGAAGCAGAGAGGGAUUCUUGUAUGACUUUUCAGAUGGGUCUCUUUUUACAUCUCAUCCUUUAUAUUCUGUGAGGCCUAAUGCUUUGCAGAUCAUUUUGUACUCAGACGAGAUUGAAAUAUGUAACCCUUUAGGGCCCCAUACUUCUUCAAAUAAGUUGUUAAUGGUUUACUACAGUUUAGGUAAUAUUGAUCCAAAAUUUAGGUCCAAGUUAGCAGCAAUACAACUCCUUGCUAUUGCAAAAUCUGUUGAUGUUUCUAAAUGGGGUAUAGAUGUUAUUUUACAAAGAAUUAUAAAAGAUCUUAUUCUGCUUUAUAACGGUGUCAAGGUUGAAACACCACAUGGUGAAAUGGACUUGUUUGGAGCUGUGAUAGCAGUAUGUGGAGAUACACUUGCUCAACAUGAGCUUGCUGGCUUUAAAGAAGGGGUUGGCUUUGCCUAUAGCAAGUGCAGACACUGUGAAUGCACCUUUGAGGAUAUGCAAAUAUAUUUUGAUGAGAAUAAUUUUGUCAGAAGAACACUAGAAAGGCAUAUUAGGCAAUGUCUUGAAAUAGACAAGGCAAGCACAGAUACUUUAAAGUCCUCCCUCAAAACUACUUACGGAAUUAAUAGAAAAAGCAGACUUAUUGAUGUUCCUGCAUUUGACCUAAUCAGGCAAACUCCACAGGACAUAAUGCAUGUCAUUUUUGAAGGUGUUGCACCAAUGGAAAUGAAGCUUGUGUUAAAACGUCUUAUACUGUCAGGUAAUCUAGAAUUAGAUGUGUUCAAUUCAGCCAUUCAGAAUUUUCCUUACUCGCCUCUUGAUAUACGUGAUAAACCUUGCCCUGUUAGUGUCAGCACUUUGACAGCAAGUGACAACAAAUUGAAACAAUCAUGUGGGCAAAUGUUAAUACUGUUAAAAGUAUUACCUUUUAUUCUGUAUGACUUGGACGAUGAGUAUGUUACAUUUAUUGUUAAGCUGAUUGAAAUUGUACAGAUUGUUCUUGCUCCUAUUAUUUCUUUACAGACAGUAAUACGGCUUAAACUUAUGAUUGAAGAACACCUUAGUCAGUUCAAACAUUUAUUUCCCGAAACUAAUGUAAUACCCAAGCAACAUUACAUGUUGCAUUUGCCCAGUCAAAUUCAAUCCCUGGGUCCUUUAAUAAGAACUAUGUGCAUGCGGUUUGAGGCCAAGCACAGUUAUUUCAAACAGUGGGCUCCAAAGUUGAAUUUUAAAAAUGUGUGUAAGUCACUUGCCAAACAUAAUCAAUUUCUUGAAUGUUGUCAACAUGAAAUUGGCAUUGAACAUCCCAUUUUUGCAACCGAGAGAGAAUUGGGGCCUGUUACUGAUAUUUCAAAUACUGAUUAUGUUAAGGCAAAAUUUAGAGAUUUUUUUAAUAUGGACAUCAGUCAAUCUGUUGUCUCUGUGAAGUGGCUAAUUCUCAAUGGAAAUAAAUACAUCAGUGGGAAGUCUCUGAUUAUUGCAGAUGUGAAUGAUACUUUGCCUGUGUUUGGACUGGUGAAAGACAUCUUUUUAGUAGAUUCUUCUUUUGUUGCUUUUGAGUAUCAGCAUUAUGAAACAUUGCAUUUUGAUAACAAUUUGUUGGCAUAUGAAAUUGCAGUUCCUGCUAUUGCCCAGGCGACAGAAUUGGUGCAUGAGCUUUUAGAUCACACCUCAUAUUUUCCAGUAAAUUUUAAGGAUAGUGUGUUUGUGCCAAUAAAAUAUACUCUCUGUGAUGUCCUUGUACAUAGGAACGGCCCUGGGGAUGUAUAAUGAACUCUGGGUGAGAUGUCCUCAUACUGUACAUUAGUUUGCUGUAGCUAGGUCAGUAUUGGCCAGUUGUAGGCUGUUUGUUUUGCUGAUCCAAUUCCACUGUUGAAAAGUGGUCAAAGCCAAUCUUUUGUUGGUUUGCUUACUUUGUUCUUCUAAUUUUAAUUAUGAAUUCCAUUUACCAAUAAAAAAUGUUUUUACAAA